UUGGUCUUCUUCCUUCAAUUUCUCCACACUUUUCUCCACAAUUGCAAGUUGAAACUUCCAACUUCUCCUAGCACGCACAUUAGAGCGGUUUUCCAAAAUAUUUCAAAAAUAUCAAGGUACCGCUUAAAACCUACUUACAUUGUCAGUUUUUUUUAAUUUUUUUUGAAUUUUUUAAAACUGAUUUUCACUUCAACUGUUAAUCGCUUCAGAAUUUUGGUUUGAUUAAUGGAUGCCCAAUCUCCAUCGAAGAGAUUUACGAGAGGUAUACCAUUGCAUGUUCAAAUUGAUGUUGAAAAUCCAUCGUUUUCAUUGGGUCUAACUCAGGAAUUUGGGGAGAUUUCAGGUUCAUUGUCUAAAUCUACUAACAUGCAAGAUAUUAGAUCCAAUUCCAAUAAUGACCCAAUUAGUUUUGUUGAUGGAAGUCUGAAGAAUAUUGUUGAUGUUGUUACUGGGUCUAAAAAGAAAAGAAAACAUAAAUCUGAUGUUCAUACCUUUCACAAUGAUAAAAAUGAAGGCGUUGGUUCUGGGUCAAUUGAGCAUAAGGAUGUUAAGUAUUUAGAUCAAAGAGAAUCAACAAGAAUUCCGCACAUGCAGUGUUACACAAAUAUUGACGUUAUGAAUGUUCUAUCUUCAAAGCUUACUGAGUCACAGUACAGAUAAUUCUGUGAAAAUACGUGUUUUGCUCAACUAUGCAGCAUUCGUAGGUGUCACGUUCAGGCACAACUAAUUAGGUGCAUGUUUUUUAGAGAAAUUGAAGGUAGCUCAAAAGAUGCAAUCCUGAUACAUGCCAGUGAAGCCAUUUUCAGAUUUUCUGUAUACAAAAUCAAAUUAUAUACAUAUACAGUUACCAGCUAAAUAAAUGCAGUAACAAACAGAGUAUGUACUUAUACAUAUUAUAGAAACUUCAUUUUUAAGGUUA
Molecule: messenger RNA, 919 nt
Organism: Solanum pennellii
Lineage: Eukaryota; Viridiplantae; Streptophyta; Magnoliopsida; Solanales; Solanaceae
Exons: 2
Coding region: 226-660 (144 amino acids)
Source: RefSeq, a predicted model, not a curated record